This is a messenger RNA of Aspergillus vadensis CBS 113365, 510 nucleotides long. RefSeq lists its product as uncharacterized. The transcript has 2 exons. The coding region runs from base 1 to 510 and encodes 169 amino acids. The record is from RefSeq and is a predicted model, not a curated record. Lineage: Eukaryota; Fungi; Ascomycota; Eurotiomycetes; Eurotiales; Aspergillaceae.
AUGUCAAGCUCGACUCUUGCUGCGGUAUACAACGGGGGUGAGCUUUAUCAGAUUUUCGUGGACCAAGACGGAAACCUGGCCAUUCUAAGUGGCGACCCCGAAGUCACCGAUAAUUUUGUGGGUCCUCACAGAAUUCAGCUUGAGAAACGCUACAUCAAGCCAGACAAAGGCACACAGAUUACCGCAGUCUCAUUCCCACGUUACGACGAAAAAGACCAAAAAAACAUAGUCGAGGCAAGCGGUUCCCUAUAUCAAUAUAGACAGUAUGAUGGGUACUUGGAGCAGAUAACAUGGGACACCAGGCAGGAAGAACUCACCAAGGGCUGGAGUAAAUGGACCUUGGGAAACGAGUUUCGGCCCAUGCUUGGUAGUGGAAUUGAUGCCCGGUACGUGGAGUCGAAAAAGAGAGUAUAUGUGCACUAUAAGGAAAAGGAGGGAGAUAAUGGUUUUGCGUGUGCAUAUGAGGACGACAAGGGCGAUUGGAUACCUAAGUUUCUUACCGCCCAUUAG